AGGGCGGCGUUGCGUUCAGCUUCAUUUAAACUUUCCUCCGCGGAGCACCGGGCCACACCGACUCUCCGCCAGCAGCUCCGCCGCGCUCCGGUCGCCCUCUCUCGGCCAUGGCUUCCGUGGUCUGCCGGGUCCAGUACCUGGACGAUUCGGACCCGUUCAUCUGCACAAACUUUCCCGAACCGCGGAGACCUCCGCCGGUGACGGUGGUGGAGGACCAGCCGCUGAGCGAGCAGAUCUCCGGGAUCCACAAGCUGCUCGAGGCGCCGCUGAAGCUAGAGGACUGCACCCUGCAGCUCUCCACCAGCGGCAGCUACCUGGACCUGGACUCGUCUCUGGCCGAGCAGCGGGACGAGCUGGACACUUUCUACCAAGAUGUGGCGAAGGGAAAGAAGCCCAUCCUGAUCCUGAGGACUCAGCUCUCUGUGCGCGUCCACUUCAUCCUGGAGAGGCUGUACAACUCCAAAGGUCCGGAGCUCAGGCGCUGUCUGUUCUCUCUCAAACAGCUCUUCCAGGACGAUAAGGAUCUGGUCCCAGAGUUCGUGGCGUCUGAAGGCCUGACCUGUUUCAUCAAAGUCGGAGCAGAAGCCGACCACAACUACCAGACCUACAUCCUGAGAGCUCUCAGUCAGAUCAUGCUGUUUGUGGACGGCAUGAACGGCGUGAUAAGCCACAACGAGACGGUCCAGUGGCUCUACACGCUGACCGGGAGCCCGUCUCGCCUGCUGGCCAAAACGGCGCUGAAGCUGCUCAUCGUCUUCGUGGAGUACGCCGAGUCCAACAGCCCCCGUCUGAUCGGCGCCGUCAGCCGGGUCGACUCGCAGAGGGGUGUGCUGCCCUGGACCAACAUCGUGGAGGUUCUGGAGGAGAAGAACGGCGCCGACACCGAGCUGCUCAUGUUCACCAUGACGCUCAUCAACAAGACUCUGGCGGUGCUGCCCGACCAGGACUCCUUCUACGACGUGACGGACUGUCUGGAGCGGCUGGGCAUGGAGGCCAUCAUCCGUAAACACAUGAGCAACAAGGCGACGGAGCCGGACCUGAAGGCCCAGUUCUCCACCUACGAGACGGCUCUGCGGCACGAGGACGGCGACAUCGAUGACUCCACCUCCCACCGCCGUAAGGAGAGAAGGAAGAUGGCCGCCGGCGACCAGGAGGGGAGGCGGAGCCGCCGCUCGUCCAAUCAGAACCUCCCGGACCUGCUGUCCUCCUCGCCCACCGCCUCGCCCGUCCUCUCCCCGUCCUCCACCAUAUCCACGCCGUGCGGCACGCCCACGCUCGACAGCACCGUCUCCUCGCCGCUGUCCUCCGAGCCCGGCAGCGCCGCCUCCAGCCCGUCCGGGUCCAGGAAGAGCUCUCCUCUGCCCCCCCACGCGGCCGCCGGCGCCGACCCGUCCCCAGAACCGGAGACCCAGACCCCGCCCAGCCCGAGUCGCUCUUUCCUCAGCCAUCACCUGUCAGCUCUGGGUCUGAGCAGGAAGUCCCGGCUCUUCUCCAAAUCCAGCUCCAUCUCGGAGGAGCCUCCGUCCGGCUGCAGCUCGUCUCCAUCGGACCUCUCGCAUCAGGAGAACCCGGAGCAGAACCCGGAGCAGAACCCGGAGCAGAACCCGCAGCAGAACCCGGAGCAGAACCCGGAGCAGAACCCGGAGCAGAACCCGGAGCAGCCCGGCAGCCGACCGGAGCCCAAACCUCGUCCAAACUCAGUGGAGGCCGAGGAAGUCCUCUGCCCAGGGGACUGCGAUGUGUCUCAGAACAAGCCGGUUCUGAGGAAGUUCCAAGGCACCUUCCUGCGCAGCCUGGCAGUCGCUCAAUGGGAGAAGAAGAGAAGAAGUAAACAGUUCAACCAACCACAGCUGUCCCUUUCUGAUGAUGUCAUAACAGCAAGCCCCCAGCCAGCAGACGAGCCGAGCGGCAGCGCGGCGCCUGGACGACCCGCUUCGGUUUCCGGCCCCCUGGACUCCGCCGCAGACUCCAGGAACGACCCAGCGGUUCCUGGGCGGCGGCCGUGCAGCAUGCUGUCUGACGAUAAGAUGUUUCUGCUGGAUAUGAUGUACUCCAACUCCUCUGCCGCAGUGCCUCUGAGCCCGACUGGUGCUGCGCCGGACACCACCGAAGAAGAAGAGAAGAGCUUCCCGGCUGGUGAAGAACGCCGCGGCCGCCUCUCGGAGUCGGUGUCUAACUUCGGAGCGUGCUCAGUGGAGUCCGCCGCCGGCGACCAGGAGGGCGGCGCCACCCGCAGGGAGGAGCUGGAGGGUCUGGAAGGCUCGACCCGGGCGGCCCGGGCCCGGCUGGCCGAGGAGCAGAAGAACCGUUGGGUCCAGAAGCAGAGCAGCGUGGAGCAGGAGACUCCUGGCCGGCGCCGCCUGGAGAAGAUGGCCUCUCUGGGUCCGGCCGACGCCUGGGACCAGCUGCAGCCCAGCGGGUCCGACCUGCGCAUCAAAGACCUGGACUUCUCCGACCUGCUGGACGAGGAGGACAUCGAUGUCCUGGACAUGGACACCUUUGACUCCACCUCUUCCUCCUCCCGUCUCUCAGCUGUCCCUCCUCCUCCUCCUCUGCCGGGCGGGGCUGUGCCCCCUCCUCCCCCUCCUCCUCCUCUCCUGGGUGCUCCUCCUCCUCCUCCUCCUCCUCCUCCGCCCCCUCCAGGAGGUGGGAUCCCUCCCCCCCCUCCCCCUCCCCUGGGCUCUCCUCGUUCGCCCGGCUUGUCCUCAGGACCCAUGAAGAAGAAGAAGACGGUGAAGCUGUUCUGGAAGGAGCUCAAGCAGCCAGAGAGUCCCCAGAAGUGCCGCUUCGGUCGGGGGACGGUGUGGGCGUCCCUGGACAAGGUGGAGGUGGACACGUCCCGCCUGGAGCACCUGUUCGAGUCCAAGAGCAAGGAGCUGCCUGUUGCCAAGAAAGGACCAGAGACCAAAAAGUCUGAGAUUCUGGUUCUGGACCCAAAGAGGAGCAACGCCAUCAACAUCGGUUUGACCGUCCUGCCCGCCGUCCACGUCAUCAAGAGCGCCAUCCUCAGCUUUGAUGAGUUCGCCAUCAGCAAGGAGGGCAUCGAGAAGAUCCUCACCAUGGUUCCUACUGAUGAGGAGAAGCAGAAGAUCCAGGAGGCCCAGCUGACCAAUCCUGACGUCCCCCUGGGAACAGCCGAGCAGUUCCUGCUGACGUUGGCCUCCAUCAGUGCCCUGAACGCCCGUCUGCAGCUCUGGGCCUUCAAACUGAACUACGAGGUCCAGGAGAAGGAGAUCGCAGAGCCGCUCUUUGACCUGAAGCUGGGCAUGGAGCAGCUGGCGUCCAAUCAGACCUUCAGGAGAAUCCUCGCCACGCUGCUCGCCAUCGGAAACUUCCUCAACAGCACCAACGCGAAGGGCUUCGAGCUGAGUUACCUGGAGAAGGUGGUGGAGGUGAAGGACACAGUCCAUCGUCAGUCUCUGCUGCACCACACCUGCAGUCUGGUGACGGAGAAUUACCCAGAAUCCACCGACGUCUACACAGAGAUCCCUGCCAUCACCCGAUCUGCUAAAGUGGACUUCGACCUGCUGGCGGAGAACCUGUUCCAGCUGGAGAGACGCUGCAAAGCAUCAUGGGACAACCUGAAGGUGGUGGCCAAGCAUGAAACCAAGGCGGUGCUGAAGAACAAGAUGACGGAGUUCCUGAAGGACUGCACGCAGAGGAUCAAGAUUCUGAAGGUGGUCCACAGGAGGGUCAUCAACAGGUUCCACUCCUUCCUGCUGUUCCUGGGUCAGCCGUCCUUCUCCGUCCGCGACAUCAAGGUCACCAACUUCUGUCGGAUCAUCAGCGAGUUCGCCCUGGAAUACCGCACCAACCGAGAACGGGUCCUCGCCAUCAAACGCAAACGAGCCAUCCACCGUGAGCGGACCAAGACCCGGGGAAAGAUGAUCACAGAGACGGAAAGGUUUUCGGGGGCGGUGCCUCGUCAGGACAGCCCCUCACCGGUCUCCAUGGCAGCAGAACCGGGUUCUGACCAGGAGGAAGAGCACGAAAACAUGAAGAACCUUCUGAUCAGCAGCAACAACCUGACAGUGAAUCCUGGAGGCCUGAGGCGAUCCAGAGCCAUCCGCAGUAUGCCGAGUCAGCCCAGACCGUCCGUCCCCAGAGAGGACGAGGCCAGCUCUCAGGACGAUGACAUCAUGGACCGACUGGUCAAGUCCGUGACCCAGAACCCGUCGGACAGAACCGCCAGCCCAAAGAGCCGCAAACGGUCCCGCCUCAACAGAAAGUCCAUGAGGCGGACUCUGAAGAGCGGUCUGGGUCUGGACGUGGUCCAGGCUCUGGGUCUGCACGCCACCAAGCCAGGAGACCAAGUCUGAGCGUGACGGGUCCGGGCUGCAGAACCUUCAGAACCUUCAGAACCAGCAGAGGUCAGGAGGCGCGGCUCGUCUGGAUCUUCUGGCUUUUAUCUUCUGAUCUCUCGUCUGUUUUCACAUGAACCUUCAGCGCCGCUAAACCGCAGCUCAGACUGUUUGUUCUGGUUCUGCGGCCCGUUAUCAGGCUGCUGAUCUGUUUGUGCUUCAGACCACAGCUAACUACCGGGUCAUUGGUUCUGGUCCAGAAAGGCACAGCCUGAGCGAGGAUCUGCACAUGGAUCAGGCCUCCAGAACCCUCCAGAACCUUUAAAUGUUUGCUGUACGUUUUCUCAGCUUGUAGUCGGCCUCCUCAGGGUCCGAUCAGCUGUUCUCCUCAGGUUUCCAGGAGGUUCUGGUCCUGCUCCGAGCUUCCGGACCUCUUUCCGGACCUCUGUUCGUGCCUGUUGUACUGAACUCCUUCACGGUGUCGCACGGACUCACUCAGACGUCACGGAACAUCUCACACGUUCCUCAGAGCUUGGAAGGUUCUGCCACAGUCCGGGUCGGUUCUGAGACAGGUUCUGAUAGGGACUGUGUGGGUCACAUGGAGCUGGUACCGGACUGCUCGCCUGCACCACGUGUGAUGGCUGGUUCUUGCACUUUGAGAUGUUCUGGUGUUCUUUGUUCUUCUCCAGAUGAGUUUUAAUGUUCUGCUGUUAAUAAAGGUUUCUAUAAAUCAGA
This is a messenger RNA of Fundulus heteroclitus (mummichog), 5036 nucleotides long. RefSeq names its product formin homology 2 domain containing 1 (gene fhod1). Gene Ontology annotation, cellular component: cytoskeleton; cytoplasm. The transcript has 28 exons. The record is from RefSeq and is a predicted model, not a curated record. The coding region runs from base 108 to 4319 and encodes 1403 amino acids. Gene Ontology annotation, molecular function: actin filament binding. Gene Ontology annotation, biological process: cortical actin cytoskeleton organization; actin filament network formation. Lineage: Eukaryota; Metazoa; Chordata; Actinopteri; Cyprinodontiformes; Fundulidae.